Messenger RNA from Sordaria macrospora k-hell, 1158 nucleotides. RefSeq lists its product as uncharacterized. NCBI's taxonomy places the organism in Eukaryota, Fungi, Ascomycota, Sordariomycetes, Sordariales, Sordariaceae. Gene Ontology annotation, cellular component: cytoplasmic exosome (RNase complex); nuclear exosome (RNase complex). Gene Ontology annotation, biological process: U4 snRNA 3'-end processing; poly(A)-dependent snoRNA 3'-end processing; exonucleolytic trimming to generate mature 3'-end of 5.8S rRNA from tricistronic rRNA transcript (SSU-rRNA, 5.8S rRNA, LSU-rRNA). Gene Ontology annotation, molecular function: RNA binding. The record is from RefSeq and is a predicted model, not a curated record.
AUGCCCAUCACAAUCCUCCCACCCAAGGCCUUCCGGGACCAACCACCCAGCCGUUCCCUCAACCAUGACUCCGACGACGUAAUGUCCGACGCCACCUCCGACUCUGAAGAAGACUCCGACACCCAACCAGGCGGCGUCUCACUCGACGGCGGCGCGACCAUCCACCCUCGCAAGCGCCGUUCCGCUGCCGCAGCUUCGUCAACCUUCACCAAGCGUCCCAAGACCAACGUCACCAGUAGUUCGGUCCCUCGCUCCGCCAUCGUCACCCCCGGCGAGCGCAUCACCACGGAUCCUCAAUGGAUGCGCGGCCACGGCACUUACCUCUCCUCCGCCUCCCUAGGUGAACAAGCCAUCACCUCCUCUCUGGCGGGCAUCGUCACGCGCACCAACAAGCUCUUGUCCGUGCGCCCCUUGCGCGCCCGCUACACGCCCGAGGUGGGCGACCUCGUCGUCGGCCGCAUCGUGGAAGUGCAGGCUAAGCGGUGGCGUGUGGACGUCGGGUCUACACAACUCGCUGCGUUGCCUUUGUCCGCCAUUAACCUGCCGGGUGGUAUCCUCCGCAAGCGCACCGAGACGGACGAGCUGCAGAUCCGCACGUUCUUCGCCGAGGGCGACCUAGUCGUGGCCGAGGUGCAGCAGCUUUUCCAGGACGGCGGCGCGGUGCUGCACACGCGCUCGCUCAAGUACGGCAAGUUGCGGAAUGGGGUGUUCAUGGCUGUUUCCGGUACCGGUGGCGGCGGCGGUGUGGUGAGGAGCCGCAGACAGGUGUGGACUUUGGAGAGCGCGAAUAAUGGCGGCCCGAUUGAUAUCAUUUUGGGCGUGAACGGGUAUGUCUGGAUCUCGAAGCAUGUGGAGCCCGUGGUGCCUGAGGAGGCGAAGGGGCAGACGGGUAUUACGAAUAUCGAGGAGGUGGUUAGUGCGACCAUGUAUUCGAGCCAGAAUGACAGGAUCGAGCCCGAGACGAUGAGGGAGAUUGCGAGGAUCAGGGGAGUGGUGACGGCGCUGGUGGAGAAUGGGCUCAGGGUCGAUGAGGAUAUGGUCACCAAGGGGUAUAAUGAGGCGGUGGAGUUGGCGCUGGUGAGUGCUGAGGGCCCGGAGGAUGUGUAUCUCGGUGGUGAGAGGGGUGAGCAGCUUGCUGCUGCUUUGACGGCUGUUUAG